Molecule: messenger RNA, 291 nt
Organism: Aureobasidium pullulans EXF-150
Lineage: Eukaryota; Fungi; Ascomycota; Dothideomycetes; Dothideales; Saccotheciaceae
Exons: 2
Coding region: 1-291 (96 amino acids)
Source: RefSeq, a predicted model, not a curated record
AUGAUUACGCAUAUUGUGCUGUUCAAGUACCGCUCCGACAUCACAUGGUCGGAUUUUGAGAAGCACUUUGAGUCUUUCAUGGCUCUGAAGACGACAUCGCUAAAUCCGAAGACUGGGAAACCAUUGAUCAAGAGUUUGAAAGCUGGCAAGAAUCGAUCUUGGGAGCCAUUCAACAGAGGUUUCACCCAUGGCUUUGUCCUGGAGUUUGAGAACCAAGAUGACCUGGACUACUAUCUCACCAAAGAACCAGUUCAUAUCGCGUUCUCGAAAAGUGCUGGUCCGUUGAUGUAA